Ostrinia furnacalis (Asian corn borer) is the source of this 561-nucleotide messenger RNA. RefSeq lists its product as uncharacterized. Lineage: Eukaryota; Metazoa; Arthropoda; Insecta; Lepidoptera; Crambidae. Gene Ontology annotation, biological process: sensory perception of taste. Gene Ontology annotation, cellular component: membrane. Bases 1 to 561 code for a protein of 186 amino acids. The record is from RefSeq and is a predicted model, not a curated record. The transcript has 4 exons.
AUGAAGUUCUUGAAGAUUCAAAUACGAACGUGGAUUUAUGAAACUAAUACGACGUGUGAAUUGGCAGAAGUGGAAAGCACGAAAUGGAAAGAAUUGUUAGAAAUAUAUACGAAUGUAUUAGAAGCGUUUGAUAUUUACAUAAGAGUUUAUCAGAUACAGAUUCUCUAUCAAGUACUGGAAGUGUUCGCGCACGCGUUGAUUUACGUCGAGGUUUUCAUAGAAUUUAGUAAAUUACCUGUAGAAUAUACAGUUUCGUGGUUAGGCUUAUUGCUGACCAUCAUGCUGUUGAAGAAUCUGAUCAGUUUGACAAUACUUUGCUUUUCCUGCGAUGAGUUCUACAAGACCAUAGACUAUACAAAUGACUUUGCUGCUUCUAUGAUGGCCACUGAUAUUUCUCAAGAAGCUAGAAGAUUCUUCAAGAACGUUCGCCGCACGAAAACUGCGGUGUUCCACAAGAUGGCCGCUUGCGGUUUGGUCUGCGUGGACGCAGCGUUGCCGCUACGACUAUCGAGUCUUGUCACUACUUAUACUUUAGUUUUGUUGCAGUUUGUCUUUUUGUAA